AUGAGUGAGGAGCGGCACCUUCCUGGCAGCGCAGUGGGCUGGCUGGCAUGCGGCGGCCUCUCCCUACUGGCCAAUGCCUGGGGCAUCCUCAGUGUUGGGGCCAAGCAGAAGAAGUGGAAGCCGUUGGAGUUUCUGCUCUGCACCCUGGCGGCCACCCACAUGCUCAACGUGGCCGUCCCCAUCACUACCUAUGCUGUGGUGCAGCUGCGGCAGCAGCACCCUGACUUUGAGUGGAACGAGGGCCUCUGCAAGGUCUUCGUCUCCACCUUCUACACCCUCACCCUGGCCACCUGCUUCUCCGUCACCUCCCUCUCCUAUCACCGCAUGUGGAUGGUCCGCUGGCCUGUCAACUACCGGCUGAGCAACGCCAAGAAGCAGGCAGUGCACACAGUCAUGGGCAUCUGGAUGGUAUCCUUCAUUCUGUCGGCCCUGCCUGCCGUCGGCUGGCACGACACGAGUGAGCGCUUCUACGCCCACGGCUGCCGCUUCAUCGUGGCUGAGAUUGGUCUGGGCUUCGGCGUCUGCUUCCUGCUGCUGGUGGGCGGCAGUGUGGCCAUGGGAGUAGUCUGCACCACCAUCACCAUCUUCCAGACACUGGCUCUGCAGGUGGGGCACCGGGCCAACCAUCGCACCUUCACCAUUCCCACCAUUGUGGUAGAGGAUGCCCAAGGCAAGCGCCGCUCUUCCAUCGAUGGCUCCGAGCCCACCAAGACCUCACUGCAGAUCACGGGCCUCGUGGCCACCAUUGUCGUCAUCUACGACUGCCUCAUGGGCUUCCCUGUGCUGGUGGUGAGUUUCAGCAGCCUGCGGGCGGAUGCCGCAGCACCCUGGAUGGUUCUGUGCGUACUGUGGUGCUCAGUGACCCAGGCCCUGCUUCUACCCAUCUUCCUCUGGGCCUGUGACCGCUACCGCGCUGACAUCAAGGCCGUCUGGGAGAAGUGCAUGGCCCUCAUGGCAAAUGAUGAGGACUUGGAUGACGAGUCUAGCCUGGAAGGUGGCGUUCCCCAGGACCUGGUGUUGGAACGCUCCCUGGAUUAUGGCUAUGGGACGGACUUUGUGGCCCUGGACCGGAUGGCCAAGUAUGAACUCUCUACGUUGGAGGGGGGUCUGCCCCAGCUCUACCCACUGCAACCCCUGCAAGAGGAUAAGAUGCAGUACCUGCAGGUCCCUCCCACGCGGCGCUUCUCCCACGACGACGUGGACGUGUGGACCUCUGUGCCGCUGCCCGCCCUCCUGCCCCGCUGGGGCUCCAGCGAGGAACUGGCCGCCCUAGCUCAGCUAAUGCUGCCUGUGCGCCGCUGCGGCAGCCUGCUGGCCUUAGCUGAAGAUGCGCCCUCAUUCCGCCCGCGCCACCGCUCGGCCGAGAGCCUCCUGUCGCUGCGGCCCCUGAAUAACGGCCCACGUCGUGCCGCCGACUCUCCACCCGGCAGCCCGCGCCGUCGCCCGGGACCCAGCUCCCGCUCCGCUUCGGCCUCACUGCUGCCGGAUGCCUUUGCCCUGACCAACUUCGAGCGUGAGCCGCAGGCCCUCCGCCGCGCACCCGCGCCCCUAGGUCUGGGGCCACCCGCUGUCCCCCGGGCGCCCCCUGGAGGUGGAUUGCAGCCAAGCCACAGGCCGCGCCCACCCGCGCCCCUUGGACCCUUACACUCUGGCCUGAGUACCUCUUGGGGGGAGCCAGGAGGCCUGCGGGUGGUGGGCGGCGGCGGCAGCACCAGCAGUUUCCUGAGCUCGCCCUCGGAGUCCUCAGGCUAUGUCACGCUGCACUCGGACUCGCUGGGUUCAGCGUCUUAA
This is a messenger RNA of Chrysochloris asiatica (Cape golden mole), 1791 nucleotides long. It is a transcript of the gene GPR153, whose product is annotated as G protein-coupled receptor 153. Gene Ontology annotation, cellular component: membrane. Gene Ontology annotation, biological process: G protein-coupled receptor signaling pathway. The transcript is spliced from 5 exons. Lineage: Eukaryota; Metazoa; Chordata; Mammalia; Afrosoricida; Chrysochloridae. Gene Ontology annotation, molecular function: G protein-coupled receptor activity. The coding region runs from base 1 to 1791 and encodes 596 amino acids. The record is from RefSeq and is a predicted model, not a curated record.